Molecule: messenger RNA, 3498 nt
Organism: Gadus macrocephalus (Pacific cod)
Lineage: Eukaryota; Metazoa; Chordata; Actinopteri; Gadiformes; Gadidae
Product: dihydropyrimidinase-related protein 5-like
Exons: 11
Coding region: 29-1468 (479 amino acids)
Cellular component (GO): cytosol; cytoplasm
Molecular function (GO): hydrolase activity, acting on carbon-nitrogen (but not peptide) bonds, in cyclic amides
Source: RefSeq, a predicted model, not a curated record
CUCCCUCCCUCUCUGCUAGGCUGCUCUGAUGGGCGGUACCACCAUGGUGAUAUCCAUGGCCCUGCCAGAGCAACACUGCUCCCUAGUGGACGCGUACGAGAACUGCCGCGCCCUGGCCGACGCCAAGGCCUGCUGCGACUACGCCCUGCACGUGGGCGUCACCUGGUGGGGGCCCAAGGUGCGCAGCGAGAUGGAGACCCUGGUGAGGGAGCACGGGGUCAACUCCUUCCAGAUGUACAUGGCCUACAAGGACAGCAUGAUGCUGAAGGACUCAGAGCUCUACCAGACCCUGCAGACCUGCAAGGACAUUGGCGCCAUCGCCCGCGUGCACGCCGAGAACGGAGAGCUGGUGGCAGAGGGAGCUAAAGAAGCUCUGGAUCUGGGCAUCAGUGGACCCGAGGGCAUUGAGAUCAGUCGGCCAGAAGAGUUGGAGUCAGAGGCCACCCAUAGGGCCAUCACUGUGGCCAACAGGGCCCACUGCCCCAUUUACAUGGUCAACGUGUCUAGCAUGUCAGCCGGAGACAUGAUCGCAGCGGCCAAGAUGCAGGGUAAGGUGGUCCAUGCCGAGACCACCGUGGCCCACGCCGUGCUCAGCGGGAUGCAGUACUACCACCAGGACUGGGCCCACGCUGCCGCCCACGUGGUGGUGCCCCCCCUUCGCCUGGACCCCAACACACCCAACUACCUCAUGGGCCUGCUGGGCAACGACACCCUGAGCGUGCUGGCCUCAGAGCACCGGCCCUUCUGCACCAAGCAGAGGGCCCUGGGCAAGGAGGACUUCACCAAGAUCCCCCACGGCCUGGCCGGGGUGCAGGACCGCAUGAGCGUCCUCUGGGAGAGGGGCGUGGUCGCGGGCAAGAUGGACGAGAACCGCUUCGUGGCUCUGACCAGCUCCAACGCAGCUAAGAUCUACAACAUCUACCCCCGCAAGGGCCGCAUCGUCGCCGGGGCCGACGCCGACGUGGUCGUGUGGGACCCCGACACCACCAGGACAAUCUCCGUGAGCACGCAGGUGCAGGGCGGAGACUUCAACCUCUACGAGGGCAUGCGUUGCCAUGGCGUCCCCCUGGUGACCAUCAGCCGCGGCCGCCUGGUGUGCGAGAACGGCGUGUUCAUGUGCGCCGAGGGCUCCGGGAAGUUCUUCCCGAUGCGCACCUUCCCCGACUUCCUGUACAAGAAGAUGGUGCAGCGAGAGAAGAGCCAGGCGUUGAAAGGAGUGGACAGGGACCCGUACUCCGGCGACGUGGCUAAGGUGGCCACCACCAUGAAGAAGGAGCUGGGCCUGGGGCCCAUGGACGGAGAGGCCCCCUCAAAGUCCGGCGGCGGCCCCCGCGGGCACCAGGCCGGCCGGGACCUCCACGAGUCCUCCUUCAGCCUCUCAGGCUCCCAGGUGGACGACCAUAUCCCUAAGAGGUCCUCUGCCCGUAUCCUGGCACCUCCCGGUGGUCGCUCCAGUGGUAUCUGGUAACCAUGGAUCCUCGGAUAUUGACAGCUCGACCCUUGGUGUUUUGUACAUUCUGGAAAGAACCAAGAAAAACUGCACUGAUUUUCAAACACAGGUCUCGAUUAGGUAGAAAAUUCAAAGUCUAUGACUUUUGAACAGUGUGAUCGGUCAAGAAUCGAUUGGGAACGGUUUAUUUGCCAAAGUCACACUUAAAUUUAAUUUUUGUCUGAUCAGAAAGAACGAAUCAUUCUAAUGAAAUUAUAAAUGGGAACAUUCAAAUUCAAAGCGAUUCAUGCUAAGUUAGACAAACUCAAUUCAUCCGUGACCACAUUAGUACUCCUUCAUAAAACCAAGUUAAUUAUGAAGCUUGAAACUGUGAAAGAUCAGAAAAGCCAGUACAGUUUUUAAUGGUUUGACUUGACUAGAUGUUUGGAUUAUUUAAACAACACUACUAGCUGAGAUCAGUAAAGUAUCUGUAUUCCCCGCUGCCAUGCACACACACAACACAUAUACCCACGGCACACUUUACACACCAUAGCUUUAGAAUAAUGUGCUUUGUCUCCUUCCAAAUCCACCCACCCUUGGUGGGUGCCCUGGUGCAUUAUGGGUACCCCCAACACCCCCCUCCACACACACACACACACUGCGUUAAUAUUUCACUACGGAUUAACUGUGCCGUGUGGUGAUGAAAUCCAACUGCGUCCAACUUUCCUCUCGUCACCAUGACCACACUGUGCACCCAUUGGAGUUUUACCGCAUCCCGCAUCCCGCAACCCGCCUCCGACUCCAACUGACUCUGUCCAAGCCUGCUGACACACACAAAGAACACAGCCUAUCCGAGCCUCAUCCUGAAUUGUAUUCAUAUAUUUAACGUACAAAUAAGGUUGACUUGCAAGUUGUUGACACACUUUUAUUGAAUCGGUGCUUGAAAUUAUUCUGUGGUUUUUGAUGCCCCUGCUGGGAUCAAAGUUCAUCAAAAUGUCAGCAUUGUUGUCAAGUGAAUCCUAUGUAUGUGAUUUUCUUUGUCUUCAUUUCAUGAACCUGAUGGAAGUGGAAGUGGAGAAACAUAAACAGUGAAAGUCAUGACACCCCAUGGAAGGCGAGGGGGUUCAUUGUUUUACUGUUUCUUAGAUAAAGACCCACAGUUCAUUACAUUCCUCCACUAAUCCAUUCUAAUGUAUGAAUACAUUUGUCAUUCCAUUACAGGACAUGUCUUGAGAUUACCGUGUGGGCAGAGAUGAUGACAGACUUUGGGUAAAAAUAGAUAAGAUGUCACUGAAUUUUGAAUUUAUAGCCAGUGCGAAACCGAGGCCUGAGCAAAACAAAUUUAGAAUAAAGACGAGGCAAAAGACUUCGAGUUACACUGUGCAAUGUUUCAGAAUAUCUUUUGAUAUAUAUAUAGGAUGAUGUUGAACGCAGAAUGGCAUUGAUCAACAUCUAAAUAAAACCAAGCCAAGCGUUAUUGCACCUAGAGACGAAGAGGGGGGGGGGGAGUGUUGGUUCCAGGAGACAGUAGGACUGAGCUGCACGGACACAGAAGAGGUCAAGCACCAAGGACCAUUGCUAUUGGUCACCACUGAUGACGAUGUCACUAACCAGUAGUAUGUUUAUACAUGAUCCUGUUUCCUUAUCUGUGCACCAUAUACUGAGGAAUUUGUUUUUAUUACUGUUAUAACUGUUCUUGUUAUUCGCCGAACGAUUACCCGUGCCAAUGUGAAUCACCUGUGCCAUAAGUCCAUGCAUGACGAUGCACCUCCCAACCGAAAAACACGAGAUCCGAUCUCGGCCCGGACUCUGCAAGUUCCGUCUAUGGUGCUGUUUUUAUUUUUUAUUUGAAUGAUUACUUACGAUGGCGUUCUGUUGUUUGGUUGUUGUUUUUUGAAUCGUUGGAUGGUGAAGGUGUUUUGUCGAGGGCACUGAGACUGGUGGUCGGUGACUGUGUGUGUUUGUAGAUUCUUGUUGUGUUGGACAGUGAACCUGUUGAAUCUGUAUGUGGCUGCUUGUUUCUUGCAACAAGAAGAAGAGUAAAAGAUAAAAAAAGUUGGAAAAAAUUA